GCUCUGAAAUCUAGGGUGUCGCCGUGGUGGUUCCAUUCGAAGGCGACGGCGGUUGGUCGGUCGUCUCUGUGUUUGUCCUCUCCUAAACUCCACGAACGGACCCGGUAAAGACUGUCGGUUCGGCUCCAGCUGUCAAACGAGAUCUGUGCGGUUCGGCAUCGCUGGGAUGAAGCGGAAUAUCUUUCAUUUGAAUCAGAUCGCUGGUGUAGUUUGAAGAAAGAGAGUCGGGCGGAGGAGCCAUUUUGUCCCGACAGUGUGAGAGAAAGAAAGACAGAGACAUUAAAAAACACCAAACAGCACACUUUCAGAGGAAACACACGUCUUAAAUAUCUCCUUCGGAGUUUACAGAGUCUAAGGAAGAAAAUCAAACCAAUUCAGCUGCGAAGAGACUGUCCGGUGUGUGUUUUCGGAUAACACACACACACUUUCCCUUUAACACACACUCAGUCUCUAUCGGUUUCUCACCAGUGUGUGUUUAUAAGAGCUCAGAUGGCGAAGAAGACCUAUGAUCUGCUCUUUAAACUGCUCUUGAUUGGUGAUUCUGGGGUGGGAAAGACCUGCGUGCUGUUCCGAUUUUCAGAUGACGCCUUCAACACCACCUUCAUCUCCACUAUAGGAAUCGAUUUUAAGAUCAAAACAGUUGAAUUGCAAGGAAAGAAGAUAAAGCUACAGAUAUGGGAUACAGCAGGACAGGAACGGUUUCACACCAUCACUACCUCUUACUACAGAGGGGCCAUGGGAAUCAUGCUCGUAUAUGACAUCACCAACGCCAAGAGCUUCGAAAACAUCAGCAAAUGGCUCAGAAAUAUUGACGAGCACGCUAACGAGGAUGUGGAGAGGAUGCUGCUAGGCAACAAGUGUGACAUGGAGGAUAAACGUGUCGUACCUAAAACCAAGGGGGAACAGAUCGCAAGAGAACACGGGAUUCGCUUUUUCGAAACGAGUGCAAAAGCCAACAUCAACAUCGAGAAGGCGUUCCUCACGUUAGCAGAAGACAUUCUCAGAAAGACGCCCGUAAAAGAGCCCAACAGUGAAAACGUGGACAUCAGCACUGGAGGCGGAGUCACAGGAUGGAAGACCAAGUGCUGCAGUUGAACAGACAGACACACAGUUACUCACACUUUACACAAACACACACACACACACACACACACAAUCUGUUCUUCUAUAUCCUUCUCUCUUUCUCUCUCUCUCUGUCUCUCUCAUUCACUCAUCCCUCGUUUCUGUCUAACACUCUUCCGUUCUCCUCACGGGAUUCUCUGUAAAACACAUCUCUAACGUUUCACACACUCACGACUGCUUGCUGACAUUUUUAUUUCUGAAACAAAAAAACAACAAAAAAAAAAACAAA
Messenger RNA from Labeo rohita (rohu), 1351 nucleotides. It is a transcript of the gene rab10, whose product is annotated as RAB10, member RAS oncogene family. The transcript is spliced from 6 exons. The record is from RefSeq and is a predicted model, not a curated record. Gene Ontology annotation, cellular component: insulin-responsive compartment; recycling endosome; Golgi apparatus. Gene Ontology annotation, biological process: cellular response to insulin stimulus. NCBI's taxonomy places the organism in Eukaryota, Metazoa, Chordata, Actinopteri, Cypriniformes, Cyprinidae. Gene Ontology annotation, molecular function: GTPase activity; GTP binding. The coding region runs from base 490 to 1095 and encodes 201 amino acids.